AGAGAAGUUAUUCAGAUGCAGGACCCCUCCCCAUGAUUUUAGUAACUAGUUGUCUGAGGGCAGGGGAUGGAAUUAAGUGACCUCGGUGGGGCAGGUUAGUGCCCAGGGACUGUUCAACAAAUUCCAACCUUGAGCCUUCUGUCUUCUCUUUACAGCCAACAUGCCCAUCACUCGGAUGCGCAUGAGACCGUGGCUAGAGAUGCAGAUUAAUUCCAACCAAAUUCCAGGGCUGAUCUGGAUUAAUAAAGAGGAGAUGAUCUUCCAAAUCCCAUGGAAGCAUGCCGCCAAGCAUGGCUGGGACAUCAACAAGGACGCCUGUCUGUUCCGGAGCUGGGCCAUUCACACAGGGAGAUACAAAGCAGGGGAAAAGGAACCAGAUCCCAAGACGUGGAAGGCCAACUUUCGUUGUGCCAUGAACUCCCUGCCAGAUAUUGAGGAGGUGAAGGACCAGAGCAGGAACAAGGGCAGUUCAGCCGUGCGGGUGUAUCGGAUGCUCCCACCUCUCACCAAGAACCAGAGAAAAGAGAGAAAGUCCAAGUCCAGCCGAGAUGCUAAGAGCAAGGCCAAGAGGAAGUCAUAUGGAGAUUCCAGUCCUGAUGCUUUCUCUGAUGGACUUAGCAGCUCCACCCUGCCCGAUGACCACAGCAGCUACACAGCUCAGGGCUACAUAGGACAGGACCUGGAGGUGGAGCCAGGCCUGACUCCAGCACUGUCACCGUGUGCCGUCAGUAGCACUCUCCCUGACUGGCACAUCCCAGUGGAAGUUGUGCCAGACAGCACCAGUGACCUAUACAACUUCCAGGUGUCACCCCUGCCUUCUGCCUCUGAAGCUGCAACAGAUGAAGAUGAGGAAGGGAAACUACCUGACGACAUCAUGAAGCUCUUGGAGCAGUCAGAGUGGCAGCCGACAAAUGUGGAUGGGAAGGGAUACCUGCUCAAUGAACCUGGGACCCAGCCCACCUCUGUCUAUGGAGACUUCAACUGCAAGGAGGAGCCAGAAGUUGACAGUCCUGGGGGGGAUAUUGUGAGCCUACACCGCGUCUUCACAGAUCUGAAGAACAUGGACACCAGCUGGCUGGACAAUCUGCUGCCCCCAGUCAGGCUGCCCUCCAUCCAAGCCAUUCCUUGUGCGCCGUAGCCGGGCGCCUGUCCCCUCUUAAUUCCCUAAGCGAGUAGGACCUGGCAUCAUGAUGGCUGUGGUGCAGAGAAGCUGGACUCUUGUGGGCCCCUCAACAUAGCCAAGUGUGACCCUUCCCCUGCCCCCUGCCAAAUGGGGAUGGAGCCUCCCUCCUUGGGUCAGCGGCCGCUCAGGGCCUAUCAGGUCAGGGUCUGGGCUCAUCUUGUGGGAUAAAGCUGACCUUGCCUCUUGGGAAGAUGAGGUUCUGAGACUGGUGCGUCAAGUAAGCCUCUAACUCUUCCUUCUGAGCCCAGCUGCCUGGAGAAGGUCUCCCUGUCACUGGCUGGCCCUGAGGGGAACAAACAGACCAGUGACCUCAGAAAAGCAUAGCACCAAUCCCAGGGCUGGCUCUGCACUAAGAGACAAUUGCACUAAGUGAAUCUUGUUCCCAAAGAACCACCUCCCUUCCCAGCUGAGCCCUGGGGACUGUUCCAAAGCCAGUGAAAUGUGAAAGAAAAAAUGGGGUCCUGUGGGGAGGGACCCCCUCAGACCCAGAGGAGCUCUGCCCUGCUCCCUGCUUUGGCUGAGGGGCUUGGGAAAAAACAUGGCACUUUUUCUUGUGGACCUUCCCACAUUUCUGAUCCGAAGUGUACACUAACAUUUCCCCUAAGCUCUUGGGCUUUGAAUUUAUUUAUAUCGUGCCUUGUCGGCACCCACCACCCCCUCAAGCCCCAGCAGUCCUUAGCAGGCCCAGGGAGGGAAGUGUGAGUGCCUUGGUGUGACUUUCAAAAUUGGAAACGCCAUCUAACCACUAAGUCGCGUGACUGUGUAUGAACAUGUUUGUAAAUAUGUACAUUUGUCUUUUUAUAAAAAGUUUAUAAGGA
Carlito syrichta (Philippine tarsier) is the source of this 2001-nucleotide messenger RNA. It is a transcript of the gene IRF1, whose product is annotated as interferon regulatory factor 1. Gene Ontology annotation, molecular function: DNA-binding transcription factor activity, RNA polymerase II-specific; RNA polymerase II cis-regulatory region sequence-specific DNA binding. Lineage: Eukaryota; Metazoa; Chordata; Mammalia; Primates; Tarsiidae. Bases 161 to 1138 code for a protein of 325 amino acids. The record is from RefSeq and is a predicted model, not a curated record. Gene Ontology annotation, cellular component: nucleus. The transcript is spliced from 9 exons. Gene Ontology annotation, biological process: immune system process; regulation of transcription by RNA polymerase II.